AUGGUUGACCGCUUCGUGCCAGACACCAUCUCACGACUCUUCGGCUGGACCUCAGGAGCGACCAGAGAGAUGUCGGCAUACACCAGCCAUGCUACACACCACCUUUUCGUCCCAAGCCCGACGUCAAGGCCACUGCCUAUCUGGGCAGCCGUUGUCCCACCAUUGACCUACUACAUGGCGCUCUUCCUGUUGCCGCCGCUGUCUUCGAAGAGCUUCUCCGUGACGAUUCGACGAGCAGCAUCGGCUGCUAGGACAGUCCUCGCCGCCAUCUCCGUCUACACCUUCGCCUCGCUCCCCUUCAAGUACUACUACCCCGGCAGCGCGGUGCUGACCUACCAGCUCGGGCUCGUCGGCUUCUACGGUGCCUCUCGCGUGCUCGACGUUUUCUUCCUCUCCUACCCGCGCAUUCCCCGUCGCAUCUUCAUCGCCACCUCCUCCAAAACUCCUGAGGGUAAGCGGGCGAACAUCACGCACCCCUAUAGCGCAGCCAAGAACGAAGAGUGGAAGACCGAACCGCUUCCCAAACAAGUCCUCUCGUUCGAACGCGCAUGGUGGGCGCUCGACCUGAUGAUCAGCAUGCGCGGCAUCGGGUGGGACUUUGCUUCGGCUGAUGUGCGUCAUGACUCGCACCCCUGGCAACCACCCAGCUCGGCCCAGCUGCGUAGAGCCUUCUUCAAACUCUUUCCCAUCCUCGUCGGGUGUACUUGGAUCAUUCACCAUAUGCACCCCAAGCACAUGUCGGCGGUCAGCCCGAGCAUUUUGGAUCUGGACCCGGUGAGGAGGGUGCUUUUCGUCGCAGCGACGGGGAUUUCGCUCUAUACGAUGUUUGACUUUGGGUAUACGCUGACGAGUGCGGUUGCGCUGCCGAUCCUGCACGAUGCAAGUGGUCCCGCUUCGCACCUUCAGCCGAAGGCGCUUAAGCAGGCCAACAAAGGGGGUCGCGUCGGCGCUCUUCGCAGCGGCAAAGGAGAAGAGUCGGAAGCAGAGACGGAAACCGAGGACGAGUCGCCUGCAGCGUUCCAAGCGCGAACGCAGCAGCACGAGCAGCUCUCGCUGCGCAACGUCGAUUUCUUCCCCCUGCUCAACCCGGCCGGAUUCACGCAGGCCACCACGGUGAGGCGAUUCUGGAGCUAUGCCUGGCACCGACUCUUCGGUCGCCCUUUCGGAGUGUACGGCAUCCUGCCGUUUACCUACGUCGCCUACCUGCUGCAAGAUCUCGUGGAAGGCAAGUUGAAUGACCCGAAACGCAAACAGGCAAGGAGGGAGAUCUGGCCCUCGUACCAUCCGGACCCGAUGCGUGCUCUCGAGCGCGGUCGUGCGGACUGGGCCAAGGUUCUCGGCGCAUUUACGGCUUCAGGAAUCAUCCACGCCGUGUCGGAACGCGCCGCGCUCGGUGGAAGGAUUGCUGUCCCCGUCACGAACAUCUGGCUCGACAGGAAUCACGCUAAAGGCAUGGGUCACGAGCUGAGGAACUUGCCCUCGCUAGCUGGGACGGGGUGGUUCAGGUUGAGCCCGCUGCAAUUUGUUCCGCCCAUCUCGGGUGCGGGCGAGUUCAGCUUCUUCUUCCUCAACGGCGUUGCUGUCGUCAUCGAGGGUGCGGUCGCGAAGUACGUGGAGAAGUACAGGAAGAGCAAGAGUGCAGAUGGGAAAUACUACAGCAUGUGGUACGACAGGUACGUGUCCAUAGCUUGGACGCUUUCGGUGCUGCUGUUUACGGGACAGGCGUUUGUCGAAGGAUGGAUCCGCAGUGGCAUCAGCAAGGAGAUCGGACUUGUCAUGAGCUAG
Messenger RNA from Kalmanozyma brasiliensis GHG001, 1785 nucleotides. RefSeq lists its product as uncharacterized. NCBI's taxonomy places the organism in Eukaryota, Fungi, Basidiomycota, Ustilaginomycetes, Ustilaginales. Bases 1 to 1785 code for a protein of 594 amino acids. The record is from RefSeq and is a predicted model, not a curated record. The transcript has a single exon. Gene Ontology annotation, biological process: lipid metabolic process.